Molecule: messenger RNA, 6721 nt
Organism: Syngnathus typhle (broad-nosed pipefish)
Lineage: Eukaryota; Metazoa; Chordata; Actinopteri; Syngnathiformes; Syngnathidae
Gene: nfasca
Product: neurofascin homolog (chicken) a
Exons: 34
Coding region: 443-4585 (1380 amino acids)
Biological process (GO): brain development; cell-cell adhesion
Molecular function (GO): cell-cell adhesion mediator activity
Source: RefSeq, a predicted model, not a curated record
ACCGCAUUGAGAGAGCACGCGCGCGCGCACACGCACACACACACACACACACACACGCACGGCAUCCCAGCUCGGGUAACACGGACAGCAUCGAGAGAGAGAGAGAGAGAGAGAGAGAGAGAGAGAGAGAGAGAGAGAGAGAGAGAGAGAGAGAGAGAGAGAGAGAGAGAGAGAGAGAGAGAGAGAGAGAGAGAGAGAGAGAAGUCGCUGCUAUUCUGAUGUUGAUGCCGCCGCCGCCGCCGCCGCCACCGCAGAAGAGCUGAAAAGGUGGCCGCCCAGCUGCGCGUGGCGAAAAGAACGCAGGUCUGCAAAGUGGUCCCAGACAAACAAAACAUCAUUAUUAAGCAGGUCAGCAGCAGCAGCAGCAGCAGCAGCAGCAGCAGCAGCAGCAGCAGCAGCAGCAGCGCGCCAGAAGUCGUCAGGAGCGCUGAGGCGGGCCGAAAUGAUGAGGCGGGGCAGCCAUUGGGCCCUGGCUUUCAUGUCGUUGCUGCUGUGGCGCCAAUCCGCGCCAAUCGAAGUACCAAACGAUCCAAAGAUCCUGGCCGACCUGAAACAGCCCCCUACUAUUACCAAGCAGUCAGUAAAGGAUUACAUUGUUGACCCCAGAGAUAACAUCAUCAUCGAGUGCGAAGCCAAGGGCAACCCGGUGCCAACGUUCUCAUGGAGAAGGAAUGGCAAGUUUUUCAACACGGCAAAAGAUCUGCGUGUGACAAUGCGCAAACGUUCGGGAACCCUGGAAAUCGGAUUUCGGAACGGAGGACGGCCGGAAGACUAUGAAGGCGAAUACCAGUGUUUUGCCACCAAUGAUCACGGAGUGGCAAUGUCCAACAAAAUUCUACUUAGGGUCUCGAAGGCACCUCUGUGGCCUAAGGAGGUGCUGGAGCCAGUGGUGGUGAGCGAGGGCUCGUCGCUGGUCCUCCCCUGCAACCCCCCUCCGGGCCUCCCGCCUCCGUUCACUUUCUGGAUGAGCAGUAUGAUGAUUCCCAUCCGACAGGAUAAGCGAGUGUCCAUGGGUUUGAACGGAGACAUGUACUUCUCCAACGUGGUGGCCCAAGAUGCUCAGAACGACUACAGCUGCAACGCUCGCUUCCUCUUUACGCACACCAUCCAGCAGAAGAACCCCUUCACUCUCAAAGUUCUUACCAAUGAUCCUUAUAAUGACACCUCUUACAAUGACAGUGACCCAUAUGGUGGCCGUAAAGUUGCUGAGUCCACGCCAACCUUCCUCACACCGUCGGGGACCGAGAGCUCCAAAAUGGUGCUGAGGGACCAGCAGCUGCUGCUGGAGUGCAUUGCUGCUGGACUCCCCACGCCGGCUAUCAAAUGGUUUAAGAAGGGCGGCGAUCUGCCGGCACAGAAAGUCAAGUUUGAGAAUUACAACAAGACCAUGAAGAUCGUGGCCGUGUCAGAGGAGGACACGGGGGAAUACGUCUGCAUGGCCACCAAUCAUUUAGGGAGCAUCCGCCACUCCAUUUUUGUUCAAGUGAAAGCGGCCCCUUACUGGCUGGACAAACCGACCAAUUUGGUGCUAGCUCCAGAAGCCAACGGCCGCCUGGUGUGUCGGGCCAACGGCAACCCCAAACCCAGCAUCCGAUGGCUGGUUAACGGCAUUCCCAUAAACAGCUCUUUGCCUGACCCGAGUCGCCAGCUCAUGGGCGACACCAUCAUCUUCCGCUCGGUGCAGAUGGGAAGCAGCGCCGUCUACCAAUGCAACGCUUCCAACCAGCACGGUUAUCUUCUGGCAAAUGCCUUUGUCAGUGUCAUCGAUAUGCGUCCAAGGAUACUUGGGCCAAAAAAUCAACUGAUCAAAGUCAUCGAGAACAACCGCACCUUUCUGGACUGCCCCUUUUUCGGUUCCCCUAUUCCAGAUUUACGCUGGUUUAAGAACGGACAAGGCAGCGGCCUAGACGGCGGACAUUACCGCGCUUAUAUCAACGGCAGCCUGGAGAUCCAGCGUGCCAGACCGCAGGACGAGGGCACCUACACCUGCGUGGCCAGCAGCAUUCUGGGCAUGGCUGAAAACCAGGUCCGCCUGGAGGUCAAAGAGCCCAGCCGUAUCGUCGGGGCCCCUGAACACCAGUCGGCCAUCAGGGGAUCCACAGCUCGGUUUGACUGCAAAGUCAAAUUUGAUCCCAGCCUGGCUGCCACUGUGACUUGGACCAAGGAUGACAAGCCCAUCCAUCUGGGAUGGAGGCUGAGGAAAGACGAGGAAUCGCUGACCGUCCCGAACGUCAACGAGGGGGACGAAGGAACUUACGCGUGUACUGUUGAAACCGAGAUUGACCGGGACUCGGCCUCGGCUCGUCUCACUGUGUUAGAAGAAGCCUCCCUCAACCCCUCACUUUCUAGUGCCUUGCCUCCAGACCUCCCCGACCCUCCUAUGGAUCUGGAGCUGUCAGAUCCGGCAGCCCGGAGUGUUCGCCUCACCUGGAUCCCUGGAAAUGACCACAGAAGUCCCGUCACAGAGUUUUUGGUCCAGUUUGUGGAAGACCGCUGGGAGCCAGGAAGAUGGCAGGACCUGGCCACCUACCCCGGGGACCUCAACUCGGUCAUUCUGCAGCUGGCUCCCUUUGUCAACUACCAGUUCCGAGUUAUUGCCAUCAACCAGGUGGGCCCGAGUGCGGCCAGCAGACCCUCACCCCAAUACCAAACCAGUAGCGCUGCUCCUGAUGUCAUACCCAGAGGCCUCCGAGGCUGGGGCUCACAGAAAGACAACAUGGAGAUCACUUGGGAGCCCCUGCUUGAUCUGGAGAAGAACGGCCCGAAUUUGCACUAUGCCGUGUGGUGGAGACGCAAAGAUUCCGAUGCCGACUGGAGCAAUGUGACCACAACGGGGACCAAACACGUUGUCCGCAACACACAAACCUAUGUAGCCUAUGAAAUGAAAAUCCAGGCCAGGAAUGAUCUUGGAGCAGGACCAGAGUCCAAUGUGGUCAUUGGAUACUCGGGAGAAGACAGACCCACCGGCGCUCCGACCGAGCUGCGCAUUUCUAAGGUAGACAGCACCAAAGCAAAUGUCCACUGGAAGCCCGUCCAGCAGGAGUCGGUCCGAGGAGAAUUCAAGGAGUAUAGACUGCACUAUUGGCGUGAGGCCAGUCACGUACCCGCUUUGGUGUUCAGCAAGGAGAACAAGACCAAAGGUUUCUACACCACCGUGGCCGAGCCUUCGGGCAUCCUCAGCGACCUGGUGCCCUUUUCGCGCUACAAGAUGUUUAUGGUUGUGGCCAACAAUGGUUACCAAGGUCCACCCAGCAACACGGUUGAAUUCAGCACAAAGGAAGGAGUGCCCGACGCUCCCAGUUUUUUCAGGAUCAAGCGAAGAGGCUUGGAUUCCAUUCAUCUGGAGUGGGACAAACCUCUGGAGCCAAAUGGUCUCCUCAUUGGAUACCAGCUCAAAUACCAAACAGCCAACGGAUCGAGAGAGGGUCGACCUCGCGUUGAGACUUUCCUUCCAAACGUGACGGAGUUCACGCUCCGUCUUCCCGAUCGCUCCAGCCGCUACAAUUUCUACCUGUCGGCGCUCACCCAGGUGGGAGCGGGCGAGGUCUUUGCUGAAGAAUCCCCCUUCUUUGGCAACGAAGACCUUCUCUUGUUCCCCUUUCUCCAUGAAAACUUUACUGAUGCUACAGGUCUAGUUGAUCUUACGGAUGCCUCUUUGGCUUCAGCUUUCACUCUUACUCCUCCUCCCACUCCUCCAACAAUUAGUACCUCACCUUCUACUCUUCCAAUGUCUACAACCAUAGAGGCUACUACUCCUACCACUACUCCUACCACUACUAGUACUACUGCUACUACCAGCAUUGAGGCAGACCUGACCACACUACCGUCUGUGCUGGUCAUCAACAAGAAUAUUGAUAAGAAUGUGCUGGACACCCAUUACGCAGUGGCCCACGGGCGAGAGAUCUGGAAUGUGACGGUGGAGCAUAACAGUAACUACGCUAACGUCAGCUGGAGACACAACUUCCCGGCCGGCAGCAGCGAGUUUGUGCUAGAGUUCACACUGGACAGGGACAAGACAAUGAAAACUGUACCAGUGAGUCAACAGCCCCCCAUUACAGUGGCGGAUUUGAUGGCAGGUGCCAAGUACCAUCUGAGGGUUUACUCCCAUGAACUCAGCAACGUCACCAGCAAAUCUGUCACCUUUGAGACCAAGCAAGCCUAUAUUGACCAGGUGGACAUCGCAACGCAAGGCUGGUUCAUCGGCUUGAUGUGCGCCAUCGCCCUCAUCAUACUGAUCCUUCUCAUCGUCUGCUUCAUCAAACGGAGUCGUGGAGGCAAAUAUCCAGUUCGAGAUAAAAAAGAUCUUCCUUUGGACUCUGUUGAUCACAAAGACCCGGACGGAUCCUUUGAAUACCACAGCGACGAGGACAACAAGCCUCUUCAAGGUAGCCAAACAUCACUGGAGGGCAACGUGAAGGAGAGCGACGACAGCCUGGUGGACUACGGAGAAGGCGGCGACGGGCAGUUCAACGAGGACGGCUCUUUCAUCGGCCAGUACACGGUAAAGAAGGACAAGGACGAGACUGAAGGCAACGAAAGCUCAGAAGCCACCUCGCCUGUCAAUGCCAUCUACUCCCUGGCGUAGUGCACCUUUUUAGACUCGCUCGCUCGCUCGCUCACACGGCCUAGCGCACAGGUGAAGGAAGACUCCAUAUGAAUACGUAGUAUAUGCGACUGUGAGCUAUCAGCUCAUGCCUUUUUUUUCCAUUUCCACAAGUUGGAGAAGAAAUGUGGUCAAUUUGCUUUUGUUCUCAGCCAGCCUGGCCGGCUGGCUGGCUGGCCUGCUGGCUGGCUGGCUGCCCUUUCUUCACACAGACUUGAGUGUGCCUUCGGGGUAGCUUUCAGCGCCCUCCAAAAGCGCUCUGUUUUUUUCCCCAUGAGUACUAGGUUCAACGGCAUAUCGGCCUACAAGCGUCAAACUCGGCAAGAUGCUAGCAGAUAUGUUUAUCAUAUUGAUACAUAUACACAAAGAAAGAUUGGAAUUUUCCACCGCUGGUAGAUGUCUCAUUCAAUCUUAAGGAAUGCUGUACACAAUUUAGCGCCCCAUCCAUCCAUCCAUCCAUCCAUCCAUCCAUCCAUCCAUCCAUCCAUCCAUCCAUCCAUCCAUCCAUCCACCCACCCACCCAUCCAUGCAGCCAUCCACCCAGCCAUCCACCCACCCAUCCAUGCAGCCAUCCACCCACCCAUCCAUGCAGCCAACCCCAUCCAUGCAGCCAUCCAACCAACCACCCACCCAUCCAUGCAGCCAUCCACCCACCCAUCCAUCAAUCCAUCCAUCCAACCACCCAUCCAUGCAGCCACCCACCCAUCCAUCCAUCCAUCCAUCCAUCCAUCCAUCCAUCCAACCCGCUAUGCACUAGCAUGCCACUUCACAUUGCUUGAUAUCUGCACGUGUUGUUUUUGAUCCCAGCUGCAGGAUAUAUGACACAUGCUUCUAAUCACUUUGCCUUUUACACUGUGGUAGAAUUGCUUUUCUUACCUCAGAGUGCAGAUGUCCAAUAGGGUAACCGCGUCAAGAAAAAAGCCAUAUCUGCUAUAGCAGCUCUGACAGUGUACGUUGCUAAUGUGUCCCAUUUGUAGAAAAACAACUGGUUUUGUAGCACGGGAGUAGCUCAACAGAAGAAACAUUUGGGUGGCAUCAAAGAGUUACUUUUGCUCGAGGAACACCAGAAGACAAAAAGCUGACUGAUGGGUGCUGUAUUGUAAGGUGUAUCCAUGAUGAUUAACAUGGGGUUUUAUUCACAUUUCAUUUCACACGUUUGAUACCAACACUGCAACAUCUAUUUAGCAUCAUAAGCUCAUAAUGGAGUGCAUAGAUAUCCUAUAUUAUAGCCUACUACUUUUUCAAAAAUAUUUUCUUAUUGGUGACAGCAGCAAACUUGCCCAUUUGUUUUUAGCUCGGAGAAAUUCAAAAAAAAAGAUGAAGUCAUGUACGCAUGCAGUUUCAUUGGAGGGCAAAAAUGCAGCCGUAUGCUCGCAAUUUCUUUUUCACUCUUUGUGUUUCGUUUCAAGCAACACGGCAAUGUUUACAUCGUAGUAUCUUUACCCAAACGGAGCAAAGCAUUCUUCGUUCGUUGCUGUGCUGGGCCUGUUGAAUAGUUGAAGUGCUGAGUUUGGAGCAGACGCUACAUUGAAGUAGCCACAGUACCGUAGUAGGACACAUAUCAAGGCAAACGGGAAUGCUUUUUUGUGGUUUUUUUUUUUUUCUUCUUCUUUCCAAUUUACAAACACACCACGAGUAGCAUUGUGAGUGUACAAUGAUGCUGUUGCUGAUCAUAAUUGCAAGAGUCGACGGAAGAGGAAUAGUAUCGCGCCUUCGCUCUAUUCUGUCAAAAUUGGCUUUGUCAACACUUUUGUGCAUUGGAGUUUUAAAAACGUAUAGCAUGAGAAAACCGUUCAUUGGUCACGUAACGUGGAAAUGUUACGGUGCUCUUUUCGGAAGGAAGAAAUGCACUGUACGUAUGUAUGCCUGCCUGCCUGCAAUUCUAAUUCUGACUCCACUGCUUGACUUUUUCCAUUCAUUCAGUCCAGCACAAUUCAAUUGAGCACAAGAGAGUAGUGCUAAUAAAGCCAAUAGAUUUCAAUUGGACUUCAGUUCACGGCUGGAGUUCAUAUUUUAUCUGACAGAUUUAUUUGAUAUUGUAUUUAUUGCUUUAUGUGGAUCCUGUUCCUUCAUUAAUACCAAUAGGUAACCAUGUAUUUAAUAAAUGUGACACAAACA